ACCACGUUUUGAUAUAAUAAAAUAUCAAUCAAUAUAAGAAUAUUAUCUUCAACUUUCAUCUUGGUAAACAAAUAUGGUCAAAAACAAAACCUCAUCAUCAUCAAAAAAUCUCAAAGAAAUUGUGAACAUAAACAACGUUUCUGAUUGUUGAUUAAGAUGACAAGAAGAUGGUCUUUUUACAUGGACUUUUUGCCAGUUGUGGUGAUUAUUGGAAAUGAAUGCAUUGAUAUGUCUUUACUCACUUUGUAUAAAGCAGCCACACUUCAAGGGAUGAACAAUCAUGUCUUUAUUGCUUAUGCUUAUGCUGUUGGUACUUUUGUUCUUCUUCCUAUCACUCUUUUCACCACAAGAUCAAGAGUGGUUUCUCCAAUUAGUUUCUCAAUUAUAUGCAAAUCAAUGCUUCUUGGGGCAAUAGGAUGUUCAUCUCAAAUUCUAGGAUAUGUAGCUAUUAAUUAUAGUUCUCCAACACUUGCUUCUGCAAUUGCUAAUCUUGUACCUGCUUUCACUUUCAUACUUGCUGUUACAUUCAGGAUGGAAAAGUUAUCAGCAAAGAGUAGGAGUAGUAAUGCUAAGGUAAUUGGAAGCAUAAUAUCAAUAGCAGGUGCUUUUGUGUUGACAUUUUACAAAGGACCAUCCAUUAUCAAUGCAGAUACACAUCUUACCUCACUAUUUCACCAACCAAUUGCCUUUAUCAAGUCAGUGGAUUCAAGUUGGGCCUUUGCUGGCAUUCUGCUAACACUUGAUUAUUUUCUGGUUUCAUUGUGGUACAUUUUACAGGUGCAUAUCUUGAAAGAGUUCCCAGAUGAACUAACUUUAGUCUUAUUAUACUCCAUAACUGCCACCAUCAUAUCUAUAGUUGUAGCAUUGUUAUCAGUUCCAAAUGCAAGUGCUUGGAAAAUAGGACUAAAUCUCUCACUCAUUUCAAUUGUUUCUUCUUUGAUUCUAGGGAAUAUUUGGAAAGUUAAUAGGCAAUAUGGUUGUAGCUUGGUUAGUGCACUUAAAGGGAGCUGUCUAUGUAACCUCAUUCAUUCCACUCCAAAUUGUGAUUUCUGUUGCUUUGGGGGCUAUAUUCCUUGGUGACACUCUUCAUGUUGGAAGUAUAAUUGGAGCCACAAUAAUCUCAAUUGGCCUUUAUGCUGUUAUGUGGGGAAAAGUAACAGAAGAAGAUGUUGGUGACACUAUGGAGUUGCCAUCAACAGAAAAUAUUGAACCUUUGUUGCAAGUUGUAGAACCAAAACUUAUGAAAAUAAAAUAGAUAGAAAUGUUUAAAAAAAUAUGGUUCAUCAAAACCUGUGAAAUUUGUUAUAUAUAUGAAUCAAAACCAGAGAAUGAAAAUUUAUAUAUAUGAAUGUAAAUUGAGAAAUUUGUUUUCUUACAAAAACAAA
Cicer arietinum (chickpea) is the source of this 1385-nucleotide messenger RNA. Its product is annotated as WAT1-related protein At3g28050-like. The record is from RefSeq and is a predicted model, not a curated record. Gene Ontology annotation, cellular component: membrane. Gene Ontology annotation, molecular function: transmembrane transporter activity. NCBI's taxonomy places the organism in Eukaryota, Viridiplantae, Streptophyta, Magnoliopsida, Fabales, Fabaceae.